This is a messenger RNA of Cuscuta epithymum, 1643 nucleotides long. NCBI's taxonomy places the organism in Eukaryota, Viridiplantae, Streptophyta, Magnoliopsida, Solanales, Convolvulaceae. The record is from the annotation of a GenBank genome assembly.
GAAGGACUAAACAACUAAUAUUGUCAUUAUUAUUGCGUCCUUUCUAUCAAAACCCACGUACAUAAAUGCUCCACACUAUAAGCACCAACACAAAAUUCUAGCAGAAUUUCAGGUGCCUGCCCUCGCAAAAAUUUAAAAUUGAAAUUAAAUCUUCAUACGCCAGAAGAUAUAUCACAUUUCCUCCACCUCUAUCUCCAUUGGCAUAACUUCAGGCGGUAUCCGAUGAACUUUCUUUGAAUAUUGUUUGAAUUCAUAUAUGGUCAGGCUAAAAAAACUCUUCCAGCCGAUGUGAGCUCGGAAACAUGCCAUGCAUUGAGAAUUCAGCUGGACAUGCUGACAGUGAAUCUGCAGUAUGUAAUCUAGCCAAAAUCCCUAUGCAUGAUUUCAAACCAUUUGAAUGCAAUGACUAUGCUCAUCACACAACAGAAGAAAAACCAAACACAAACGACAAUAGUGGAAUUCUAUGUCAUUUCAAUGAUAGUAAAGAUGAUGCAGAUCUUUUUGUCUUUGAAGAAAAACCAGUUCUUGAUUCUUAUAAUGGCACCAAAGACAAUAAGAGUGAAGAUGGACUUUCAGCAGUAAAGGAUGAUCAGGAUCUGUUGUUACAUUUAAAUCUUUGCAAGGAAGAUGGAGAGAGCAAUGAUAAUGCUGUCAAAGAUAUUUGUAUGGAUGUGGGGAUACCUCUUGUGGAAAAAAAAUUGAUUGAAAACUUGAACACUGACACAAAUGGCAUUUUCGGAGAGGAUGCUCAAAAGGAAGCGCUUUUUGACGAGGCAAAAAACAUGCUGGAUAUGAAGAUUGAUGAUUUACAACCAGCUGUAUCUGAUUGUCCCAUAUCAUCAUCUCUGGAGGAUAAUGUCAAAGAAUCUAAGGGUACUUAUGUAGAAGAUGAUUUGGUGAAGCCCUUUGAAUCCAGAUGUUCUUCAUCUGAAGAAGUAUUGAAUGAUUGUCAGUCCUCUGAAGAAGUAAUAAUCCCUGGAAAGGAUGAGAGUUCUUGUGAUCAUGCUGCAGAACCUGAGUUGUUGCUAGAGAUGCAGACUAGUGAGGAUAAAUCCCCCGCUAAUCUAUUAAUGGGACCCGGCCAAGAUGGGUUUGCAGAUGGGGAAACUAGUUUCUCUUCAGUUGGUCCUAUAUCGGGUUUGAUUACACAUUCAGGAUUGGCCCCACACCCUGGGAGCAUAUCUAUUCGUUCAGAUAGCAGCACAACCAGCACAAGAUCCUUUGCUUUCCCAGUAUUGCAAUCAGAGUGGAAUAGCAGUCCAGUACGAAUGUCAAAAGCAGAAAGGAGAUAUGGAAAGCAUAAGGGUUGGAGGCAGGGUCUUCUUUGUUGUAGAUUCUAAAUUCUUAUUAUUUCAUUUUUUAGGGCUCUUAGCUUCAUUAUAAUAACAUAUACAACGUAUAAGCAUACAUCAUGAAGCUGUUAGUGCAUGAUAUUAGAUACAUGUUGAUAGUAGCAGAGAGCGGUGUGCAGUCUAGACUGUCUAGAGGUUUGUUUUUUCACUGCUUGCUUUGAGUUUGAGUUGUAAUCGGAAGCAAUACUAUGGGUUAAACUGUUAAAGUUUUUCUUUGUCCUUCAGCCACAACUUGUUUACUAUUGCAUUAAAUAUUUAAAUGUGCAAUUACUAUCAAAUCUUAAUACUCAC